This is a messenger RNA of Setaria italica (foxtail millet), 682 nucleotides long. RefSeq lists its product as uncharacterized. Gene Ontology annotation, biological process: translation. Lineage: Eukaryota; Viridiplantae; Streptophyta; Magnoliopsida; Poales; Poaceae. The transcript has 2 exons. The coding region runs from base 119 to 424 and encodes 101 amino acids. Gene Ontology annotation, cellular component: ribosome. Gene Ontology annotation, molecular function: structural constituent of ribosome. The record is from RefSeq and is a predicted model, not a curated record.
CAAACCCUAACCAGGAAGAAGCCGACUCGACGCUGGCCGAAUCUGGAGGAAGAGGGAGGGAGCACGACGGGGAGAGACGAGAAGAAGCUGAAGGCGAGCGAGUGUGGGAAGGAAGGAGAUGAAGGUCCGCGCGUCGGUGAAGCGCCUGUGCGGGUUCUGCAAGGUGGUGAAGCGCCGGGGCAUCGUCUUCAUCCACUGCACCGCCAACCAAAAGCACAAGCAGCGCCAGGGCUUCUCCACCAUCGCCGAAGCCGCCGCCUCAUGCCUCCACGUGCCGCCGCCACCGCCACCGCCACCGCCUGUCAGCGGCUCCGCCUCCGCCGCAGCGUUUGCGGAGGCUUCGAAAGUGGCUAGACAAGAGAUGCUUACAAAAUUUAAUUGGCCUUUGGGUUUAGCUGCCCUGCUGAAGAAUGGCGAAAAAUGAUGCAUCUGCUCUACUAUAGCUGGCAUUUCAGAAGCAGAUGAUCCAUAGAGCUAGUUGGCAUUUUUUAUAUCAAACAAAAGCUUGUAGCAAAAACUCAGAGAUGUAUCAUCAUGAUGUAUUUUGCAGUAACUACUCGUCAGUUCAAAUGGUCCUGUGGUGGAAUAAUAUCAGCACAUAUUGUUACGCUUCUUAAUAUGUCUUCUUUGUUCAAACAAACACAUUUGAAGAGAUCAAUACAUGACUCUGCUAUUUACCUUG